AUAACUUAACAAGCAUUUCAAAUGAGUUGUUUACUGCUAAUAUAAAUAUUCAAUAUUUGAAUUUGUCUAAUAGCCAGAUAAAACACAUUGUUCCCAAUGCAUUUAUAUAUCUUUCGAAAUUAGAAGUUCUCGAUUUGUCAAUGAAUAUGUUAUUAAAUGUACACCAAAACAAUUUACUAAAUUUAAAGGAUACCAGUUAUAUCUUUCACAAUUUAUCAGCACUACAUACAUUAAUUUUAUUUGUUAAUAAUAUAUCAAAUUUUGAUAAUGCAUUAGGUUAUCUUCCAUCAUUGCACAAACUCGAUUUAUCACAUCAAAAUUUAAGCAGUAUAUCGAACAAAAUGUUUCCGGAAAUCAGUGCAAUAAAAUACCUAAAUAUAUCAAACAAUCAAAUCAAUCAAAUAUAUCCGAAUACAUUUGUAAAUAUGCAAAAUUUAGAACAUUUAGAUUUGUCACACAACCAAAUAAAAAACAUGCACAUUGCAUCUUUGCAUGGGUUACUUGUUUUACAAUCCUUAAAUCUAAGUUAUAAUCAUUAUACGGUUGAUAAAUAUUUAAUAUUUAAUACACCUAAAUUAUCAUUCUUGGAUAUCAGUUACAAUAAUUUAAGUGACAUUGAUGAAACAUUAUUUAAAGGAUCGCAUUUGAGCUCAAUUAAUAUCGAUGGAAUGCCACUAAGUUGCAUAAGAUUAGUCGAAAUAGUCAAAUAUUUUAAAACAUUAAAUAUUAAUUGUGUUGCUGGAAAAGAAAAAAAUCGUUUACAUCUAUUUGGAAUGCAUUGUAAUCAUUCCGAUGUAAUAGAAUCCACUACAAUGCAAAACGUUAUCGAAUCUACCAACAUACCAAAUUCUGAUAUUCAAUUGUCUAAUAAUAAGAUUCUAGCAGAAAUGUUAAACGUAUUAAAUCGUAACAAUGAUAUAAACUUAAAUGCAAAUCUUACUCAAGGAGUUAAUAUUCAGUUGUCUAAUAAUAAUAAUAUACUAUCAGAAGUGUUAAACGUAUUAAAACAUAUCAAUGAUAAAAACGUAAAUGCUAAUCCUACUCAAGAAGUUAAUAUUCAAUUGUUUAAUAUUAGUAAUAUAUUAUCAAAAAUGUUAGAUUCUACUCAAGUUCACGAUAUGCAGGAAAAAUCAGAUAUAACUACACAUAUUCUGUUAAUAUUACUUAUUAUGUGUCUUAUAUUUAUGUUUAUUUUCUACAUCUGGCGUACAUAUUUUGUUAAUUCCAAUCAAUAUGUGCCAACUGAAAAUCUGAUCACUGACUUUGAAUUAUCUAAUAGAUAAUUUGCUUAUAACUAAACAAAACUAUCAAAUCAAUAUUGUAAUGUAAAAUAUCAUUAAGUUUAUAAUUGUAAUAAUUAGUUAUAAGUUAUUGUAUAAGUAUAUCUAUUACUAUGUAUACAAACCCCAAAACAAACUGCCAAUGGGCAUUUGGUCAUCUUUAAUAUGUCAGAAUACUGUCAUUACCACCGAGGACAUCAAUAUCAAUCAUCAUUAGCGAAUCUUCAAAAGAUUUCACUGAUAUAUAAUGGGAUUGACGGCAAUUUUAGGAGAUUUUCUACAACAACUUUCGAUGUUUGUCAGCUUCCAGACAAUUCAUCUAUAUUCACAUUCAGAAUUAUAUCAAAUCGCUUCGCAACGCGUCGCAUUCCUGGAAUUCCCGGUACCUCCGAUGUCGUCGCUGGUCCCAUGCCACAACGUUGCUUUGGAGUUGUUAUCAUAAGCAUCGCUGCCUGAAGACAAGGUGAAUUAAAGUCGACUUUGACUUCCUAUUGGGCUAUACUCGUACAUGACAAAGAAAGUUUCUACAAUGUUCAUACCUGAAAAUCUUUCAGAUGUUCAUUAAAAUAGAAAUCAAAAGUUGCAGAUUUCUAAAAGUACUAAAAUAGAAUUUGUUAAAAAAUCGCAUCUGCUAUGAAAUAACAAUAAUGAAAGUAAUGAAAUAACAGCAAUUCGGAGUUUCUGAUACUAUAAGAAACAUAUAAAUACUGUUUUCUAUCGUUUUACAAACCUUGCUCUAUUAGUAAUAACUUUUGGUAGGCAUUCCAAGCUACCUAUUCAAGGAGGUUUAUAAAGUCAAACUUUAGAAUGUAAAGCGUGUCAUCUUCUACCAUAGAAAAACAAGAAACGAUAAUUUAUUAAUUUCUGGCUAAUGAUAAAUAUCUGUUUCAUAUCAAAGAAAUUUGUUUGUUUAAAUUCAUAAAUAAUAUUAUAUAAAUGCAUAUAAGUAUUAUAAGGUAAUAUAUUAUAUAUUAGAAUCAACAAUGUGACGUCAUAAACUAUAAAUAAACGUCGUUUUCAUAGUC
Molecule: messenger RNA, 2305 nt
Organism: Dalotia coriaria
Lineage: Eukaryota; Metazoa; Arthropoda; Insecta; Coleoptera; Staphylinidae
Product: protein artichoke-like
Exons: 3
Coding region: 141-1283 (380 amino acids)
Biological process (GO): cell surface receptor signaling pathway
Cellular component (GO): plasma membrane
Molecular function (GO): protein binding
Source: RefSeq, a predicted model, not a curated record